Penicillium waksmanii is the source of this 1026-nucleotide messenger RNA. RefSeq lists its product as uncharacterized. Lineage: Eukaryota; Fungi; Ascomycota; Eurotiomycetes; Eurotiales; Aspergillaceae. The record is from RefSeq and is a predicted model, not a curated record. The transcript has 4 exons. The coding region runs from base 1 to 1026 and encodes 341 amino acids.
AUGCCUCUUUCAACCAGUGAUUCGUCAUAUGAUUCCGGUCCGCGAUUGCUCAGAGAUGUCUGGGGCCUCACAGCGGUCGCCAUCGUAGUUGUGAUUCUGAGGAUUAUUGCGAAGUUGAGGAUCGGGAAGUUUGGCGCGGAUGAUCUCCUCAUGGCCUUCGCAUUGUGCACGGCUCUUGUCGGCUCUAUUAUGAUCACCCUGGCCAUUCAACUGGGGUUCGGUCAAAAGUUGUCAGCUAUUGAUCCAUCAAAUGUUUCAAAAGUCAUCAUGCACGACUACCUGACUCAAACAUUUUGCCUUGCAGGCGGUGCCAUGGGCCGGGUGUCCUUUGUUGUCUUCAUAAUUGGGCUUCUUGUGCAGAAGUCAUCGCAGAAAAUCGCAUUGUGGACCUUGGUUGGUCUGCAGGUGGUGGUCAACACUUUAUUUAUAAUCAUCAUUUUUGUCCAAUGUCCAGGUCAUGAAUCGGCAAUCUGGGAUUAUUCCGGCAAAAGGAAAUGCUGGGAUGUCCACGUGCAAGCAUAUUAUGGGUACUUCCAAGGAGCCUUCAAUGCGACUACUGAUUUGUCUCUUGCUAUCUUCUCAACAUAUACUUUCUGGAAUUUGAACCUGAGGCUACGGGUCAAAGUGGGGCUGGUGACUUUGCUUGGACUGGGUAUUUUUGCUAUGAUUGCCGCAAUUAUUAAAACAGUACAAACUCGCGUCCUCGCAGCCGCAGACAGUGACCCAACAAUCGCUACAGUCACCUACGACCGUUGGCUAUUUAUUGAAACAUAUUUGGUCAUCGUGACGACUUCUAUUCCUUCCAUCCGGUCCCUUUUCCGAUCCAUGGACGGCAGAAAACUGAAUAGUAGAAAUACACAUGAGCUGAGCCCGCGUCACUUGGUCAGCUUCUUGCAUACAUCGAGGAGAGGACGAGAGUCGUCAAUCGAUGGGAAAAGAAUGAUCGACGUCUCGGUAGAUAACUUCAGCAACGAGGAUUUUGUGCGAAUGGGAAGUCAUUAUGAGAGAACCAAGGCCGGCGCAUGA